AGUCAGUGCGCGUAGAUGCCGAAUGUGGUCAUGUGACACAUGACGAGGUAGGCGGAGGGAGGAGAGGCCCUGCUACGGAAAGUGUACCCAGACUACGAACGGAGUAAUCUUCACUGUCCCCCCACAACCGGUGUGUGCAUCUACUGUUGGGUACUUCCAUUUGCACCCAUGUCCACGCUGAGCUCCAAGUCUGACCGGGAAAUCAGUCAGCUGCUGGAUGAUUAUGGCAUCAAACACGGCCCCGUUGUUGGCACCACACGAACACUUUAUGAGAAGAAACUAAAGGAAGCCAUGGCAAAGGGCUCCAGAGAAAAGCCGCCUUCUGACAAGACUUACUACAGAGAGGAGCAGGAAGAAGUGACUUACGUCCACUAUCGCACUCCUCUGAGGAGCGAAGGCUUUGGGGAGAGUUCCAGUGUGAGGCACCACAUCACUCCAGAGUUCACCAGGGAGUCUGACAUGGAUUAUGCAAAAGAACCCAGCUUCCACAGGACAGCUGCGAGCUACAGUCAGGUGUCGCACUCAAAGCCGGCCCUCCAUAAACUGUCCCGGGAUGUUUCUACCAAACAAACGGUUCCCCAACAGUCACGAUUCAUCCCGCUUUGGUUCCAGUUCUUGGUGUUUUUGGUCGUAGCAGCAUUUUUAUACUUUGUGUUUACAAACAUGGAGACACCGGCAGCAAACCCCUUCAGCAAACUAGAAUGAUUUUGUGGAUCAUAUAUAUUACUGUCAAGUUUUUAUUUCUUAGACGUGUAAUGUGUGAAUUUCUGGCUUCUUUGAUGUAGGUAAGAAAAAAACUAGAGUAUAAAAAUUGGCUUGUUAAAUCUUUUAAUUGGUUUAAUUCUUAGCCUGGACAAAUGGGGCAGUGAUUCAAAGCCAAGGCCUAUGUGCUGCCUGUUAUGUCUUCUACAGUGUUGAUAAACUGAAUGGAAGCUAGUAAUUGUAAGCUGGUGAAGGAGGAGGCAAAAUUUAUUCCAUGUAACUCUGAUUAACUUUGUCGGCCUUGAGCUGUCAAAAGCCUGAGAAGAGCAAGGUGUUUUUCCAAACUCCUCUGCUUGUCUCUGGCAGUAUCCUGUUUACUUAGAUCCAGUCUCAUUACACUGGUGCUACAACUGCAUGUCCAUUCUCUGUUUGGUUGUAGCCCUAGUGCUUCAUUUUAAAUGUGUUCUGUGAGAAUGAGGGCCGGUCAUAGUCCAAAUGAGGGCUUUCCCUCAUGGUUAUGUUCUUCUGAACACUCAGGAUAGGAACAUGAAAAAGUUAUUUUGAGAAUCUGUCAGAGGGUCUUGUAAUCUUCCUGCAGUAGAAAAGAAUUGAGCUCUGGUGUACUGCAUUUACAGUAGAAGGCAAGCAAAGCUUAGUUUUAUUUUAACGCACAUUAUCUGUGCCAAAGAUGUACUACACAUUGUAAACGGUCUUAAACGGAAGUUAAAUCAUUACAGUUCUGCAAAUUGUUGCAAGAGGUAGCUAGAUUUGGGUGCAAUAAAAGCUUUAAUCUUUGUAAUUUGGGUUUUAUGAAAGGGAAACUAAGGUUCUUAUACAGUAACUGACAUGUUGUUCAGUAUUUGAUUAGCAUUUUCUCAUGUAUAUCCCAUAUUUUUAUCUUUUUGUUUUGCUUCCAUAUGUAAAAUUGGUUUGCUUCUAGCUGCUGGUUUUAAUUGUAUGAACUGAUAAGCCUUUUCUACUAUUGGAAUGCACCUGCUUUUAAAAAAAAAAAAAAAUAAACAUCAAAAUAUCUCCAA
Messenger RNA from Brienomyrus brachyistius, 1739 nucleotides. RefSeq names its product emerin (gene emd). The transcript is spliced from 7 exons. NCBI's taxonomy places the organism in Eukaryota, Metazoa, Chordata, Actinopteri, Osteoglossiformes, Mormyridae. The coding region runs from base 169 to 705 and encodes 178 amino acids. The record is from RefSeq and is a predicted model, not a curated record.